This is a messenger RNA of Momordica charantia (bitter melon), 5458 nucleotides long. It is a transcript of the gene SHOC1, whose product is annotated as shortage in chiasmata 1. Gene Ontology annotation, biological process: reciprocal meiotic recombination; resolution of meiotic recombination intermediates. The record is from RefSeq and is a predicted model, not a curated record. Lineage: Eukaryota; Viridiplantae; Streptophyta; Magnoliopsida; Cucurbitales; Cucurbitaceae.
UCCCUCUCCAUCGUCUUGCUCUCACUUUCACUAAGCUGAAAAUGCGAACUCGGUUCCUCAACAUUGAUUACUUCGCCCCCGAAAACUUCUCCUUCCUCCGCCUCCCUCUCCCUCACCUCGCUUCGGAGCCACUUUCCACCGUCGCCGACCUCCUCCAGUUCGAUUCUGUCCCUGAAAUCUCUCUUGGAAUCGAUAGCUUAACCAUCGAUUCUGCUCUCUCCAAGUUCUUCGACGACGUUCUUCCUCGGAGAAUCGACUAUGAUAACGGAAAUCUUGAUGCCGGUGGUCGCUCUUCGAGGCUCCGUGAUUCCAGGGACAGGAUUUUCUCUUCAGGAAGUGUUGAAACUCGUUGUCCGGAGGAAGAAGCUAAGAUUACUUACGAAGAUAAUGUGGAGGGGGGCUGGAAGAAUUUUGGAUCUGAAACUUCAGAGACUGAAUUUAUGGAUAUUGGGGCUGAUAUAAGGAUUAGAAACCUAACAUACAGUAUGAUCCAAUUUGAAACACCUCAGCUUGAUGCAUUCUUGGAAAAUGCCUUAUUGUCUGAAAAAGAGGAGGUACAUAUCCUCACGGUAUUGCCGGAGGUUGAAUUUAAUCUUGAAACUCUUAAUCAAGGGCUUCUUAAAUACCCUUUUGAGGUCAAAGAAUCAGUUUAUGAUAUUGAAGGAAUUAACUCAGAAUAUUUCUUGGAACAAAAAUCUUGCUUGUUUGAAAUCGGUUUCGCUCAGGACCAGAAGCUAUUGCAUCAAGUGACUUUUCCAUUUUUAGAAGUAGACGAGAUGGUCCCUGAAACUUUGGUUGUGUUGACUUUUCAGGAUGAACUUUUUUUUAUUCUUGAAAAUACUGAAUCACCUCACAGGAUACAAGAUGGUAAUUUACUUGUCAAUAAUGAAGAAUAUUUGUGCUCCAUGAAGUAUGAUGUGGAAGAGUUUCUUUCAGAUAAUUUUUUGAGUCCAUGUGCUUCUUCUGAGUUGGCAUCUCCCGGCAUUUCCGGAGGAUCAGACUUAAUGAGCUUGAUGGAAACUUUGGAGAUUCCAGCAAGCUCUGCAGUUCAAACAAAAUCAAGUGGCGAUUUGACUGUAGGACCAGCUAUUUUUGAAGAAUUCCAGCUGCUGGAUAUAUACUCAAAUAAUUCUUUUGAAGUAUUCUUUGAUCUGGAAUUAUCAGCCGUUUCAGAAGUUCAUGACUGUAUGUCCAUUGAAGAUGCAAAUUUCAAGAGUUUCAAUGAAUUGAUUGUUUGUCAUGAACUUGCCCUGGUAGAUGACACAUUCAAGUCACUACCUGUACCUAUUUUAUCUAACCAGGGAUCUGAAAGAUCCGUGUGUGCCUUUAUAGAGGAUGUAUUAGGUAAUCUAAAUGGACAGUCAUUAUCUGCAUCUGAUGGCAUAUACUUGGAUUGGCAUCUGUUGGAGGAAAAUAGCUGCAGCUCCGGAAUUUAUUCUUCGUAUCAGAACAUGUUGGAGGAAAUUAAUUUGAAACCCAUAGAGUUCGAUCAGGAACCUUGUGAAAAUGAUAAUAUAUUUUAUAGAUAUGUUUUCUCAGAUGAUGCUUUAGUCAGAGAAAGAACAGAAGAGAAGGGUGAAUGUAAGGAGUCUUUUUUUUAUGGUGAUUCAAUGUUUCCUAGUCAAACUAUUGAAGUUGCUUCGAGCAAAUUAUUGAAUGACAGAUGUCAACAAAAAGGAAGGCAAGAUCUUGCAGCUGUUGUUGGAAAUACUGAGAAAGCUUUGUCAUCGUGGAAGUCAAUAUCAGAGUCCAAUGAUCUCAGCUUUUUCUUGAAUCCUCAAAAACCUGCUGGUGUGGGAAGGGGUGAAUCUGUAUUUAGUGCAAUUGACGCCAAUGCUAUGCUCCCCAAGGCUUCAUGUGAUGGAAAAUUGACCAACCAGCCUUCUACGUCCACUGAUGAUGUAAGUUUGACGCAAUGGAAUGUUGCAGUACAUCAAGUUUGUCUGUCUGAUAAUAUUCUACAUCUCAUCAACAACUGUGAGAAAACCUAUCUAGCCAUCUUGCAGAAUGAGACAGAACUGAGAAAGACAUAUCUUCCAUGUGUAGCUGAAGAUUAUUUUUUAAUGCUUAGCCUUCCAAAACAGAAGUUGAUAGACUGCAUUAAGAAAAUAUAUUUGCAAGGAGCCAGUACUUACUGGGAAGAAAAAAUAAUGACUCUAGCCACGUUAUAUGCCAUUAAGCAGAUAGCUUGGUAUUUAUGUUUCUAUGGCAUCCACCCAGCUCAUCUAUAUCUAAAGAAGUUAUGUCACAGCUUGGAGUGUCUGAAAUCAAGGUUGGGUUUCUUGCUGUCCUUGAUUGAGGAUGCAGGUAGAAUGGUUGACAGAGAAAUAACCCUAUCACAUCCUGCACUUACUACUACCCAGGAUAUAUUAUGCUCAUCUAUACCUAAAGAUGAGCAUAAGACUGCUGCUAGUACUCUCAAAGUUCUGGUUGUAGCAAACCAAAUUUUCUGGUGGUCAUUGAAGAAAAUGUUUGGGUCCAUGGGAUUAUCUUUUGAAGAGCUAAAAUAUGAGAGUCCUACAGAUCAGCGAGUAUCUAACCCCGACAUUAUGGUGGAUGAUCUUGUUUCCAAUUGCUUAUUGGUAUCCCAAGAGCACAUUUCUGGGAGUUUUCCAUUCAACAAAUUUAGCAUUAUCUUGGAAUAUGGAGGUUCGAAUGGUUCUUCUCAGAUCUCCACUUAUUUGUCAAAAUUAAUUGACAUGCCUCAUCCACACUUCGUAACGUUGGAGCUGGAUAACUGUGGCAAUUGCAAAGCAUUUUGUGGAGGCGUUGAUAUGCCUAAUGAACUGACAAUUGACGAGAACUCUUUGGUGGAGAAUAAGACUGGGAUGUUGGAGAAAUUGUUGAACUUUUUACCUUUUGAGGAAAUGUAUAUCUUGGCACCACCAGAGGCAACAAUUGAACCAGAAGAUUGCGCAGUGCCUCGGGGAGUGCCAGUAGUACCACUUGUAGAUAAAUCUCAGCAUAUUGACCUAAUGUCCUUUCCUGAAGCAAUUGUUAUUGUAAACACUCAGAAAUUUGAAAAGGACAUGAUUGUAUCCAGAAGAAGUUCCUAUCAAAGAAUUCUUGCAUUGGAGAAAGAAGGUGUGCAGGUUGUGGAACGAGAUCUUAGUUUGCCUGUGGAUUUAAUAAUUACUUCUUCAGUUUGCUUAAUGUGGUAUGACUGCACAAACAUUCAUAGGAAAGCCAGUACUUCAAAUGAUGCUUCUUCGUGCUUAUGGAUAGAUAAUAUUGCAACAGAUGUUUUGACAUCUGUAAGUUUUACUUUCAGUGGUUGCGUUCUGGUCUUUGAGGGAGAAAUCAGUUCCCUUUCCACCGUAAUGGAAUCAUCAGAUGGACUUUAUGCUGCAGCAGCAAGUUUAGAAAUUGAUUUUCAGCUUUUCUGCUCCUACUCAUCCGAGUUGACAGAUGAGAUAAUACUGGGCUGCAUUGAGAAUGUUUCUAAGUUGAUGACUAGGGGUCUGUACCCCAAGAUGUCUGAAUCAGAAACUCUUGCAGAAUCAUUUCUUACGAGAUUCCCAUCAGUUAAUCCUUUGACAGCUCAUGGGAUACUUUCUUCAGAAAGCAAUCUUGCCGACUUUCUAGAGUGGUCACAUGAAUGCAGGCUCCGUGCAAUUAAAAAAUAUUGCAUUCCUGAUGAAAGUGUCUCGCUAUUUAGUGCUCUGUGCAAAUAUGGUGAGCGGGAGGACUCAAAAUCUGCAAUGACAGACUGCUCCUCUUCGGUAUCUUCUGGUCCUGAUUCAGAGAAGUGUCACUUUAAUGUUGAUUCUAAAAAUAAAAGAAGGAACUUCACUGGUGGUGCCCAAUGCAUUGAUAAAAAUAUGGACUUUUUGAAUUCUGAUCCACUUAAUCCAUUCACUGUAGUCACGGUGGAACCUUUAGCUGCAUCCAAGCCAUUUGAUUCUAAAAUGUUUGAAGAUCCUGAAAUCUUUUAUGAUUUCAAAGGGUUAUCUUCAUCUGUUAACCAUUUCUUUGAUCAAAACCAUAAUCUGGAGUCUUUUGACACAACUGCACCGAUGGAUCCUAUCAGUGUCUAUAAGCCACAAGAUUCUUGGAUAUCCACAGCUCCUGAAAUAUCAGAUCAGAUUAGGAGUUGUUCAUCAUAUGUUCGAAAUCAGGGAUUGGACCCAAGUAAAAGGAAAAUACAAAACUCGCGUAAUGGGAAUAAGUCUGAGAAUCAGCACGAGGAGCUCAUAGGUGAAGUAGUCAACCUGAUUGAUAAACCUGUAUUAAAAGACGACUUUGCGACUAUGGCUCCUAUGAAUUUCUUGCCGUUGAUGUUUGAUAAUGAAAAAGAUUCAUCAAGGAAGUCUAAAAUUCAAAGAAGAUUGUCUUAUGAACAAAGCGGCAACCCUUUCUGUUCAGUUGAUAUUGCUAACAACUCAAGUUCAGAUAUUUGGAGUUCUAUCAAUUUGCAAAGACAGGUUUCACAGGGAUUGAACAAUCAUUUUCCAGAUCCUAGCUUCAAAACCAAUAUUAUGCCUCUCAGGUACAAGGAUGGUCACCCAGAUGAGGGUUUAAUAGAAAAUUCUGUAAGAGGUUCAAAAGUAUUAUUUUCACACUCAGAGAACCCCAUAUCACAUUCUGAUGCAACCCCUCUGUCCAUUGCUCUCCGUUCAAAACAUCUGCAAGAAAGUUCACCUUGGACUAUGGAAUUUCUCAACCGAAUUAGGGAAAAAAGCAGAAACCGUCGGCAGUCCGUUCCAAGUGGCUCAUCUUCCCCUUUCCCUGAGCAUUUGGGUAAUGUGAAAAAAACUAUCAAAAGAAGUCCCUCUAUUCUUGAAUUUUUUAAGUACCAAGGGGGCAGCGCUCUGAGGAAGAAACCAGAAUGGAAGAAACCAGAACAAAAGAGGCAGAAACAAUCAAUACAAUCAUCAAACUCGUCCAAGAAUGAACUCAUUCCAACUAGUGAGCUUUCUUCAUGGACGCCUAUUGAUAAAAGAUCGAGGCAGACUUUAUCUUUCGCAAUUGAUGGGAAUGAGAGCCAAACUAAGCUGGUCUGGAGCAAUGACAAUUAUGGUCUAAGAAAAAGUUCACAGAAACUUGGUAAUAAAUGAUGCAACGGAACACUGCAUAUGCUGGCAAAGUAACAGAUUUCGAACAGCAGACUAUUCUGAUAACAGUUGAAAUGAUUGAUGCUGUAACUUACUAACAAAAAUGAUAUCGUUAAUAUCUCACCGGUAAGUUCCAUUGGAGCCACAACUACAUCUUCUUUUAGUAGAAAAUUAGAAGUGUGUCAUUCUCAUAUGGAUGUUUUUCAGUCAACUACUCAUGAUUAGUAGCACACUUAUACUAGCCUGAAAAUGAACUUUUUAUGUCUAUUUCACUUACAGAAUAUGCAAUUUUACAUUUGAAGCCUUUUCAAGUGAUGCCAAUGUAUUCGGACAAAGGCCAAUAAAUUUGCACCCAACUGGAUUGCAUAUGUUUUCACCCAUAAAUUUUUAACUAGCACACAAUG